Molecule: messenger RNA, 897 nt
Organism: Beauveria bassiana ARSEF 2860
Lineage: Eukaryota; Fungi; Ascomycota; Sordariomycetes; Hypocreales; Cordycipitaceae
Product: SYF2 splicing factor
Exons: 1
Coding region: 1-897 (298 amino acids)
Cellular component (GO): catalytic step 2 spliceosome; Prp19 complex; post-mRNA release spliceosomal complex
Source: RefSeq, a predicted model, not a curated record
AUGUCGCCACCCACAAAUAAGAGACGAACCAGGGCCGACGCUGCGGGCGAAGCCGCAGCCGACACAAUAACCGAGCAACCCAGGGAAAAAGCCCCCUCUCCAAUCUCAGAAUCUCCUUCAAAAGCCAAGGAAACACUCACCUCUUCUGGUGACGCUUCAAAGGCGCAUGAUCGCAUGGCACGCUUCAAGGCGCUCCAGGCCCGCGCCAAAAGCUCCUCCCAGACAAACAUGAAGGAAGUCACGCGCGAGUCACAGCGCUUGGCCGAGGACCCGUCACAGCUCACGGCGCUGCGCCGGCGGCACGACAUUGCGGCGCACAAGCUGCUCAAGGCCGAGACAGAGGACGCGGGAGAGGACUUUGAGCGCAAGCGGGCGUGGGACUGGACCGUCGACGAGAGCGAGCGAUGGGACAAGCGCCUGAAGAAAAAGGCCGCGCACCGCGAUAACAAUGCCUUCCAAGACUACCAGGCCGAGAGCAGCAAGGUCUACAAGCGUCAGCUCAGGAACCUCGACGUUGAUCUCGACGCCUACACGAAACAGAAGCUCGCGGCGAUUGAAAAGGCGGCGGCGGCCGGCAGCCUAGAGAUUGUCGAGACCGAGGACGGCGAAAUGAUUGCCGUGGACAAGGACGGCACGUUUUACGCGACGGCCGACUCGACGUCAUUUGCGCAGAAUAAGCCCGACAAAGCGGCCAUUGACCGGCUCGUCGCCGACAUUGAGAGGGCCGAGGCGCAGAGCUUGAAGAAGAGAAGGGACCGUCAGGCCAAGAACGGCGACGACGGCGACAUUACAUACAUCAACGAGAAGAACAAGCAGUUCAACCAAAAGCUGGCACGCUUCUACGACAAGUACACGUCAGAUAUCCGCGACAGCUUCGAGCGCGGCACGAUGAUUUAA